AUUCGCGAUCAAGACGAAAGCGCCUGGCCGGGGGGGUACUGUCAGAAAGGAGGGAAGCGGCAAUCGCCCAUAGACAUCCGGACAACUGACGUCAUCAAAGACUUCGACAGAGAUUUCAUUAAGUACGGAGUUCUCAAAUUCAUCGGCUACAACGGUGCACUUCUAUCCGGCAUCAAUAAUGGACACACCAUUCAAUUUAGCACCGAGGGUCAGAAAAGCAUGCAUCCUACCAUCACGGGGGGUCCUUUGAAGUAUCUGUAUCGCUUGGAACAACUUCACUUCCACUGGCUAUCAGAACACUCUAUUAACGGCGUUAAGUUCCCUAUGGAGAUACAUUUCGUACACGUCCGAGCGGACCUAAAAGUGUCGGAAGCUCUCAGCAAACGGGACGGCCUGGCAAUUGUAUCUGUCUUUUGCAACGUUCAAGCUGAUUUGACUGACAACCAAUUGGAGCUUACUGAAGAUCUGAUGGAGCACAUUCCUCAAUUACUGAGGAUCGGCGACAGGGUUAGUGGAGUACUACUGGACUUGAGGAAGCUGCUGAGCCCUAACACUGACUCCUACUUCACAUAUCUCGGCUCGCUCACGUCGCCGGAGUGUAACGAAGUAGUGGUGUGGAUUAUAUUCGACAAACCUAUCGUCAUGUCAGACGCACAGUACCGUCUAUUCGGUAAGGUCGGCGUGGGUAGACACAACUUUCGCAGCCAGCAGCGUAUCGGUCACCACCUGAUCUUCACUCCUCCGGACUCCUUCAUCACCACACCCAAGGCCAUUAUCGUCGUGACUGACGUCAUGAAGUACCUGGCCGCCUUUUUGAGGAACAUCACCAGAUUCGUGACAAAGGGGUUCAGGUCAUGAUGACAAUGGAGGUGCUAUUUUUAACUAUAGUUGUAAUGGUUACAGUCAGGGGAGAAAUAUGAUUAAGAAAAGAAAUACUCCCGUAAGGAGGAUAACACACGUUUUACAGAUAGUAAUAAAAAACAUUGUUGUCAUUA
Messenger RNA from Danaus plexippus (monarch butterfly), 995 nucleotides. Its product is annotated as carbonic anhydrase-like. Gene Ontology annotation, molecular function: zinc ion binding; carbonate dehydratase activity. The record is from RefSeq and is a predicted model, not a curated record. The annotation marks the transcript as partial. Lineage: Eukaryota; Metazoa; Arthropoda; Insecta; Lepidoptera; Nymphalidae. The transcript has 7 exons.